AGAGCGAUCGGCGAGGUGGUGUGUAGUGUGUGGUAUAUCCCUACCGAGAGGACGUUGGGAUCGGGAUCACGGAUCGCCGGGGGUGCUUCCUCGAUGAACGGCGAUGAGGCUUGACGUAACUUUGCCGAUGAGCAUUGGGGGCCCGAGGCUCUGGUUCCUGUCCGUCCCGUCAGGCGUCCUGUUCCUCGUGCUAUCCGUGUGGGUUCCGGCUAUCCAGUCUCACUCGGCCGAGUGGCUUGUGCUCCCGGGGCGACGUUCACAGGCAAGAUGCUCGAGCCUGAGGUGGUGUUCGACCAUAGCUCCAGCCACCGGCGCCUAUCUCGCUCCUUCCCACCUCUGCAUCCUUCCAUCCUUCCAUCCUGGGGCUCCUCUCAGCCUCAACUGAUUUAUCCGGCCUCGCUUAACCUUACUUAUACCUCCCCAGCGUCGUU
Messenger RNA from Colletotrichum phormii, 431 nucleotides. RefSeq lists its product as uncharacterized. The record is from RefSeq and is a predicted model, not a curated record. Bases 104 to 385 code for a protein of 93 amino acids. The transcript has a single exon. Lineage: Eukaryota; Fungi; Ascomycota; Sordariomycetes; Glomerellales; Glomerellaceae.